GGGCAAUUGGGCAUUUGGAAAUUGGAAUUAGGCAUUCUUACUUUUCUGUGUCUCAAAGCAAAAUAAAAGUUUGAACAUUGUUGUGAAAGUUAGAAAGUGAAUAAACAAGAGACAAAUGGAUUCAUCGAACCUGGUUCAAUCCCUGAGGACGAGCAGCACCGACAAGGUAGCAGCAACCAGGUUGUUUCUGCCUCGCGUCCUGAUCGUCCUCCAACUAAGAGUUCUUUAGAGAAAUACUCGCCUUUGGAUUGGUCGGGCUAUUUUGAUCGAGGGAAGAUGUUUGCAUACCAGACUCAAAUAAUGUCUUUCAUUUAUUUAUGGCAGGAACAGAAGGACCGGUUGUUUUUUUGUCUACAUGGGGUGGCUACUCUGGGCUCUCGUUUGCACUGUCAGCUAGUAAAAUUAAAGAGAAAGCUAGAGUAGUUGCCAUGGACCUCAGAGGACAUGGAAAAUCAACCUCAGAAAAUGAUCUUGAUCUAUCUAUUGAGACUAUGUGCAAUGAUGAUUUUGCUGUUCUGAAGGCACUGUAUGGAGAUUCUCCUCCUGCAAUUGUGCUUGUUGGCCACAGAAUGAAGAGGUUUCUAGAUUGUUUCUUGGAAAUGUUAGCUUUUGUCAAUUAAUUCAGAAAUCUGAAU
Hibiscus syriacus is the source of this 635-nucleotide messenger RNA. Its product is annotated as protein phosphatase methylesterase 1-like. Gene Ontology annotation, molecular function: protein methylesterase activity. Bases 318 to 620 code for a protein of 100 amino acids. NCBI's taxonomy places the organism in Eukaryota, Viridiplantae, Streptophyta, Magnoliopsida, Malvales, Malvaceae. The record is from RefSeq and is a predicted model, not a curated record. Gene Ontology annotation, biological process: protein demethylation. The transcript is spliced from 6 exons.